Messenger RNA from Penicillium antarcticum, 750 nucleotides. RefSeq lists its product as uncharacterized. Lineage: Eukaryota; Fungi; Ascomycota; Eurotiomycetes; Eurotiales; Aspergillaceae. The transcript is spliced from 2 exons. Bases 1 to 750 code for a protein of 249 amino acids. The record is from RefSeq and is a predicted model, not a curated record.
AUGCCAGCUGUCCGUGAUAUUCUGUUGGAUCGUGGAAGAUCCGCGCUGGCUUUCUCAGAGCCAGUGCCAUCGACAGACUUCGCGAGAACAAUUCUAUGUCCUGCAGGGCCAGACCACCUAGACCCCAUUCCUCCUGAUAUGCGGGGAGAUGAUUUACCGGACUCUGUUCCUGAUACCAAAGAAAUGGAGACUUCUCAACUCUCGUGCGUACCCUGUGUGACCGCACCCGUACCUGCACCCGAACAAGCGAACUGUGUCUCUAGCAACCUAUCUGCGGUGGGUGAUUCUCAACAAGAAUCAGCCAAGCGGAAGUUAUCUACUACGGAGCCCUCAGACAGUCUGCACCCUGGGGACUACGAAAAUGAUUCGGAGCCAAGGCAGAUAUCUGACCUAGGUGAAAACCCAUGCUCCUGGGCAAACGAUGCUCCGGAGCGGGCCAAAGAUUCCGGCACUGUUGAAGACAAGUCAGCCCCAUCUGGCCCGUCCGCUCCGCCGACCCUGCGCUCUACUCCUGAAUGUUCUCGUGUUCGAACGGCACUGAGUUCCGCUAUCCCGGUGCGCUACCCGCCGAUAGCUGUGGUUGUACCAUCACCGUCCUGGAAGCAAGGAGCCGCCAGGACAAGCAAAAGGGCCGCCGCGGCAGUAUGCAAGAAGCGACUCCGCUCAGGUCGAGGCACCGGCGACCACCAAGAUGGGAACACCUACUCCAACUGCAACAAUUUUGAGUUUGUCCUGCUGAGGCCCCUGUAG